Messenger RNA from Racocetra persica, 2555 nucleotides. The record is from the annotation of a GenBank genome assembly. Lineage: Eukaryota; Fungi; Glomeromycota; Glomeromycetes; Diversisporales; Gigasporaceae.
AUGAUCUUAAAAAUUUUGCGUCUGAUCGUGAUGAAAUAGACCCAAGCAGAUCUGAAAAAGAGAAAUUAUUGUAUACAAAAAUAGUUAAUCAAGUUAUUCCCUACCUCGAGGAGGUAGCAAAGGACAAAGACCGUGAAAUGGAGGAAAAAAAGCGAAAGGCUACAGAAAGAGAAGCGCAAAAGGAAAUUGAAAGGCUUAGACAGCUUAAAGCUAUCGAGCAAAUGCACAAUAAUGUUGAGAUUUUACCUACAAGAACGCGUGUUAGGAGAUCAAAAUCUACUCAACAGUCUACUUCUAUCACCACGACGAAUAAUUCAAAUGUCGAUUCGCAUGAUAGCCAAUCCAUCGUUGAUACAACAAAAGAUAGUUCUAAUACAGUCAAAGCAGAACUUAAGGAUAGCGUGAGUUCAUCUAAAAAAGAUGAUGAGGAUAUAUCAAGUACAUCUGCUAAAGAAAGCAGUAAUGAUACAGUGAAUAAAUAUAACAAUGAUAGUAUGGAUAAUCAGAGCACAUCUAGUAAGAGUGUAAAACAUGUUUCAAAUAAACCUAAGAAAAAUACUAAAGAAAAAACUAGUAAAUCUAAGAAAAGCAGUAAAGAUGGGUCUGAUGAAACUAAAAAAAAGAACGAUGCUCGCAAAAAUUCAAAGUCUGCCAAAAAGUCUGCUCCAAUUGAUACGACAAUAAUUGAAAGUAUACCCGCCGAUUAUGUCAAACAUAACGCAAGUAGUCACGAAAAUAUACAUCCAGAUCAAGACGUUCCUACAGGUGAUUCGUUAGUGACUGAAAAUGCAACAUACGAACACCAUGAACUUGAACAUCAUGAACUUGAGCCUUAUAGAUUUGACAAUAUUGUUAUACCUGAGAAAACAGCUUUUGCCAACGAUACUACAAUUUCUUCAAGUCCAAGUAAGGCUGUAGUAUGCAUUGGAAAUCAACCAAUUGAUAAUAUUAAAACGAAUGAAACGCUUAAAACUGGAAGUAAAGGUCGUGGCCGCCCUAGAAAAGACAAAAGUGCUGCCAGAGCUCCAUAUACAAAAGGAGGUAAAGGGCGUGGGCGGCAAAAAAAAUCAACUGCCACCGAUGUAUCCGUAAGGGAUGGUCAGGAUUUGGGGAUCAACAAGAAGGGUGUUCCUGGGGAAAUCACUUUUAGCAUUUCAAAUAGCGAAGGUGUUCAACCUUGGAAUAGCGCACCUCCAACCAUCUUAAAUAACACUAUAUCAACUACAACGAUUAGUGAUAUUGUUACAAAUACUAGUUCUGACACUAGUGAUAAACAGUUUGGUGUCCCUUCUCAGAAUCUCAAUAUAUCUGGAUUUGAUCAGUCUCCAAACAUAACCGGUAUUGCAAAUCAAGUGAAUGUUACUGUUCCUACCAUUGAUGAUAAUGGCACAAGAUCUGGAGAAGUAGUUGAUAGUUCACAAAAUAUAAAUCAUUCUUCUAAUGAAAAUUCUAUAACAACCGUCUUCAAUGCACCGACCAUUGAAACGAUUGCCGACGAAGUUCGUUUAAAAUCGUCAAAAAUGACAUUAGAUAAUCUAUUAACAUACGAGCCUAAUAGCGGUGCUUUGCAUUCAGAAUUUCUUUCUACUGGUAAUCAGGCUUUUACGCAAACAACCAACAUUCCACAGAAUAAGAGCACAACCGAAAUUGAUCAUUUAGAACAUCCUUUAAUAACUAAAAUAGCAUCAUUAAUUACUCCAAUAGAAACUGAUACAGAAAUUACAAAAGUAAUGGAGAACAAUUCAAUUGAUAACGGUGAACCCAACGAGUCUGAGGAACAUAAUGUUAAUUCAGAUUCAAAUUUCUGGAGGACGUCUGUUGCAUCUCUUCUUAAUAACGAAAAAAUUAGAGAUAAUGACGUUGGGUUGGCAGUUCCAAAUGGAAGUACAGACCACUUUUCAGUUACGAGAUCCUCAGUUAAUUCAAAUAUUCAACCUGACAAAUUGAGUAUAAAUACUAAUAUCGUUGAUAAACAAGCAUCUAAGAGACACCAAACGCGAUCAACACGUCUUAAUUCACAAACUAAGAUCGUUGAGUCUAUUAACACCUCAAAUGUCGACGUUAGUGAUCAAUCUAUAUCUAUUUCUGAUAAUAAGAAACGGAGACAACCUAGUGAUGAUCUUUGGUAUGAACGGCCAUUAACUCGUAAUCAAGCCAAGGCAGCAGCUAUGAAUGACACUAGAUUAGUUGAUAAAGUUAAUGGAACGAAACGUAAAGAAGAAGAUCGUCAACAAAAUGGUCAUGAAUUGCCAGAACGCCCUAAAAAGAGAAAAAGGCGUUUUUUAACUGAAACAGACAUUGAUGAUUCUAUUGGCAUUUUUGUAACUGUUGAUUCAAAGGGCAAUAUAGAUAUAAUUGAUGACAAAGAAAUUUUAUCUCAACCUCCUCCUGAGGGGGAUGCGGAGAAACACAUAUAUUUUCAACCUGGUCCAGUUGGAUUUCUUAAACUCGAUACGUCUUUAAAACAUUCAUUCUUUCAAGAAGAUGAAGUAUUUGGUGAGACUGACAGCGAAUUGUCAAGCUGUGGAUCAGUUUCAUCGAUUGAUACGGACUAA